Puntigrus tetrazona (Sumatra barb) is the source of this 10109-nucleotide messenger RNA. RefSeq names its product ankyrin 1, erythrocytic a (gene ank1a). NCBI's taxonomy places the organism in Eukaryota, Metazoa, Chordata, Actinopteri, Cypriniformes, Cyprinidae. The coding region runs from base 109 to 6237 and encodes 2042 amino acids. Gene Ontology annotation, biological process: signal transduction. The transcript is spliced from 46 exons. Gene Ontology annotation, molecular function: protein binding. The record is from RefSeq and is a predicted model, not a curated record.
AGGACUGGAUGAGAGGAACUGAGAUAAUAUCCACACCACCAGCAUCCAUCACCGGAGCUACAGAGCCAUCUCAGCCCGUCACGGCGCUCGCCGGCUGUUAACGGCACCAUGGCACAAGCCGCCAAACAUCUGCGGAAGAAUAAGGAUUUAGAGGCGCUCGCCGAACAGGAGCGGAAGGAGAAAGAGGAGGAGAAGGCGAAGAAAAGGAGUCGCUCGCGGGAUAAAAAGCGCAAGGCCCACGUCGUUCAUCGCUGGCUAAUCGAUCAGGACAAUAGUGUGAGCUCUGAGCUGCCGGAUGGCCAGGGAGUGUGGCACUAUGAUGAAACAGCUGAUGCUGCCACCAGCUUCCUCCGUGCAGCUCGCUCAGGUAAUCUGGAAAAGGCUCUAGACCACAUCAAGAACGGCAUUGACAUCAACACAGCCAAUCAGAAUGGACUCAACGGGCUGCACUUGGCCUCGAAAGAAGGCCAUGUUAAAAUGGUGCUGGAACUACUGCACCAUGGUAUUGUUCUUGAGACGACCACAAAGAAAGGAAACACUGCUCUUCACAUCGCUGCAUUAGCUGGACAGGAACAGGUGGUCACAGAACUGGUCAACUAUGGAGCCAAUGUCAAUGCUCAGUCUCAGAAGGGCUUCACUCCUCUCUACAUGGCCGCACAAGAGAAUCACCUGGAGGUUGUGAAGUUUCUCCUGGAUAACGGAGCCAAUCAGACCAUUCCAACUGAGGAUGGCUUUACCCCUCUUGCUGUGGCUCUUCAGCAGGGCCAUGAGAAUGUGGUGGCCCUGCUUAUCAACCACGGUACUAAGGGCAAGGUCCGCCUUCCUGCACUGCAUAUCGCUGCCCGAAACGAUGACACCCGAACUGCCGCUGUGCUUUUACAGAAUGACCCAAAUCCUGAUGUCUUAAGCAAGCAGAUCAGCAGAACGAUAUCUGAAGAAUCAUGUGACAUAAGAACAGGCUUUACACCACUCCAUAUCGCAGCCCACUAUGAAAACCUGAAUGUUGCUCAGCUACUUCUAAACAGAGGAGCUGAUGUGAACUUCACGCCCAAGAAUGGGAUCACACCUCUACAUAUUGCAUCCAGGAGAGGAAAUGUUAUAAUGGUCAGACUUCUGCUGGACAGAGGAGCGAAGAUUGAUGCCAAGACAAAAGAUGAGUUGACUCCUCUUCACUGUGCUGCCAGGAAUGGCCAUGUGAGAAUAAUCGAGAUCCUUCUGGACCAAGGAGCCCCAAUACAGGCCAAGACCAAAAAUGGCCUUUCUCCAAUACAUAUGGCAGCCCAGGGCGAUCAUUUGGACUGUAUCAGACAGCUAUUACAGUACAAUGCGGAGAUUGAUGACAUCACUCUGGACCACCUGACCCCACUGCAUGUGGCAGCACACUGUGGACAUCAUCGCGUGGCCAAGGUGCUUCUGGAUAAAGGAGCCAAACCAAACACCCGUGCUUUGAAUGGCUUCACGCCACUCCAUAUUGCCUGUAAGAAAAACCACAUGCGUGUAAUGGACCUACUGUUAAAACAUUCUGCAUCCCUGGAGGCUGUAACCGAGUCAGGACUCACCCCACUGCAUGUGUCCUCCUUCAUGGGUCAUCUGAAUAUAGUGAAGAUACUGAUGCAAAAAGGAGCUUCACCACAUGCCUCAAAUGUGAAAGUUGAAACACCUCUGCACAUGGCAUCUCGAGCUGGUCACUGUGAAGUUGCUGAGUUCCUGUUGCAGAAUGCAGCUCCAGUGGACGCCAAAGCCAAGGAUGACCAGACACCGCUACACUGUGCCGCCCGCAUGGGCCACAACGAGAUGGUGAAGCUGCUGUUGGAGCACAAGGCAAACCCCAACUCCACCACAACAGCAGGACAUACUCCACUGCAUAUCGCUUCCCGUGAGGGACACAAUCAAACUGCCAGCAUUCUCCUGGACAUGAACGCCCAGCUCACCAAAAUGACCAAGAAAGGCUUCACUCCCCUUCAUGUAGCAGCCAAAUAUGGGAAGGUGGAUGUAGCAGUGCUGCUUUUAGAGAGAGGAGCCAACCCAAAUGCUGCAGGAAAAGUUGGACUCACACCGCUGCACGUAGCCGUCCAUCAUAACAACCUCGAUGUGGUCAAUCUUUUACUCAGCAAAGGCGGAUCACCACACAGUGCCGCUCGGAAUGGCUACACUCCUCUCCACAUUGCUUCCAAACAGAACCAGGUGGAGGUAGCGAGCAGUUUGCUGCAGCAUGGAGCUUCUGCCAAUGCUGAGUCAUUGCAAGGGGUCACACCAUUACACCUAGCCUCCCAAGAGGGCCAACCAGACAUGGUGUUGCUGCUUAUCUCAAAGCAGGCCAAUGUAAAUCUAGGCAAUAAGAGUGGUCUGACUCCUCUUCACCUCGUAGCUCAAGAGGGGCAUGUCGGCAUUUCUGAUAUACUAGUGAAACAUGGGGCGUCUGUCUACGCUGCCACACGGAUGGGUUUCACUCCACUUCAUGUGGCUUGUCAUUAUGGCAAUAUCAAGAUGGUUAAGUUCCUCUUACAGCAACAGGCCAAUGUAAACUGCAAGACCAGGAUGGGAUAUACUCCUCUUCAUCAGGCUGCUCAGCAGGGCCAUACAGACAUUGUAACGCUUCUCCUGAAACAUGGCGCGCAACCAAAUGAAAUUACAUCUAAUGGUACGUCAGCUCUUGCCAUCGCGAAGCGCCUCGGAUACAUCUCAGUCAUUGAUGUGCUCAAACUGGUCACUGAAGAGACCGUUACCAUGACCACCACAGAGAAGCAUCGCAUGAGUUUCCCUGAGACAGUUGAUGAGAUCUUGGAUGUGUCUGAAGAUGAAGGAAUUGCACAGCUUACGUUAGGCGAGGAGCUGCUGGGGAACGAAGGUGCCAGGUAUUUGAAGAUGGACGACUUAAAGGACCAUGAUGAGGAUUUCCUUUCCCCCAAGAAUGUUCUAGAGAAUCAUUCCCCUGCUAUUCCAAGGAUCCCUUGUGUGUCUCCAGAAACAGUUAUGUUGAAAGAACAUGAAAUGGAGCAGCAGCACACCCCACUACCUUUGCCCAAAGAGUACGAUGAGGAUUCGCUGAUCCCCAGCAGUCCGGCCACAGAGACAUCAGACAAUGUCAGUCCAGUAGCAAGCCCCAUCCACACCGGGUUCCUGGUGAGCUUCAUGGUGGAUGCUCGUGGCGGCUCAAUGAGAGGAAGCAGACAUAAUGGCCUGCGUGUCAUUAUUCCUCCUCGCACCUGUGCCGCUCCAACGCGCAUUACCUGCCGCCUGGUGAAGCCGCAGAAACUUGCCACACCACCUCCUCUGGUGGAGGGUGAGGGUCUCGCCAGCCGCAUCAUCUCUCUUGGUCCAGCUGGCAUGCAGUUCUUAGGGCCUGUGAUUGUGGAGAUUCCACAUUUCGCCGCACUUGGUCGGGGAGAUCGGGAACUUGUGGUCUUAAGGAGUGAGAACGGAUCAGUCUGGAAGGAGCACCGUAAUCGUUACGGUGACGAGGUCCUGGAGACAAUUCUUAAUGGCAUGGAUGAAGACCUCGAGAGUCAGGAGGAACUUGGGAAGAAAAGAAUCAGGCGCAUUAUCUCGACAGACUUCCCGCUUUAUUUUGCCGUGGUGUCCCGUAUCCAGCAGGAGAACGAUCUGAUUGGCCCAGAAGGGGGUUUUCUCGCCAGUAAGCUGGUGCCCAUGGUCCAGGCCAGUUUUCCUGAGACAGCCGUCACCAAGCGCGUCCGUCUCGGACUGCAGGCACAGCCAGUCCCUGAUGAGCUGGUGGCCAAGCUUCUGGGGAACCAAGCCACGUUCAGCCCUGUGGUGACAGUAGAGCCUCGUCGACGCAAGUUUCACCGUCCCAUCGGCCUAAGAAUUCCACUGCCUCCCUCCUGGAGGGAAAGUCCACGGGAUGCUGGGGAGGGCGACACCACCAGCCUCCGUCUACUCUGCAGUGUCAUUGGCGGCACAGCUCCAGCUCAGUGGGAAGAUAUAACUGGAACCACCAAACUUAUGUAUGCCAAUGACUGUGCCAGUUUCACCACCAAUGUCUCUGCCCGUUUCUGGCUGGCAGACUGUCCUCGGACCGCAGAGGCCGUGUCCUUUGCCAACCUCCUGUACCGUGAGCUGUCAGCUGUGCCGUACAUGGCCAAGUUUGUAGUUUUUGCAAAGAUGAAUGAAGCACGAGAGGGUCGACUCCGCUGUUAUUGCAUGACUGAUGACAAAAUGGACAAAACCCUGGAGCAGCAUGAGAACUUUACUGAAGUGGCUCGCAGUAGAGACAUCGAGGUCAUGGAGGGAAUGCCGCUAUAUUUAGAGUGUUCAGGAAACUUGGUUCCCAUAAGGAAGGCAGCGCAGCAGCCCCGUUGUUUCAGCUUCCAAGCCUUCAGAGACAACAGACUGCUUGUGUCUGUCAAGGUGAGGGACAGCAGUAAAGACCCCUCUGGUUUCUUGUCUUUCUUGCGCAAAUCAACCAAAUAUGAAGACAGUCAACAUGUGUUGUGCAACCUCAACGUUACCAUGCCGCCAUGCAUUAAGAUUAUAGGAAGUGAUGAGCGAAGGAGAACUCUGACUCCUUUGGCUCUGAGGGAAAGAUACAGUGCUCUAAAUGAACCAGCCAUGGCAUCACUGAGCGCCAUGGAAAGGACGGAGUUAAAGAUGGCUUUAAUAGCUGAACAGCUAGGCCUGAGCUGGGCUGAGUUGGGACGUGAACUGCAGUUUAAUGUAGAUGAAAUAAAUAAGAUCCGUGUGGAGAAUCCCAACUCCCUUUUAGAGCAGAGCUCAACACUGCUCAACCUGUGGGCCGCUCGAGAGGGGAAGAGAGCCAAAAUGGACAGCCUGUACGUGGCCCUCAAGAGCAUUGACCGAGUGGACAUUGUGAACAUGUUGGAGGGCCAGGGACCACCAACAGGUCAGCAGGGGGGCUGGGAACAAGAUCCGUCCAGGUCUAGGCAUCAUGAGAGAGACCAUCUAUCUCCUGGCAUCACAAAUGGUUACGGGCUGGUGGUACAGGAAGAACUAGUCUCACCGGCCUCCAUGCAGUACAGUCUACCUUCGCCACUGGGCAAUGAGCCCUACUGGCAAGAAGUGUCAAGCAUGGAGUGUGCACCCAUCGCUACCACUGAAGAGGACACACUUAUGGAGAUGUCUGAGGUACAGGUUUGGCCCUCAGGCAAUAGUCCUUCCAUUGUGGCCGUAGAGGACUCCUCACUGGAGUGCAGCAAUGCUGAUGACUCCGAGGCGCUACUAAACAGGAGCCUGGGCCACUCGAGGAGCGGGACUCCCGGCGCAAAUGGACCAGUUGGACUUGCUACUCAGGGAGGGUUAAGUGGUUCCAUCGAGUUACUUGAGGAUCAAUCCAUUGGGGCGGAUUCAGAUUACAGUGCUGCCGGGAUGCUGUGUCUGAGCGAAGGGGUCAACAUCAAUGCUCUGGACAGAGGUCAGGGGUCGGAGAGGUUAGAAGGUGCUGUAGGUCAAGAAGUCAACAACAUUAAAGACGAUUCCAGUGGAGGUUUGGGAGAAGGAGGAGGUGACAGCACGAACAUAGAAGAUAGCAUAUCUCUCAUUUCAGGGCAACAGCGAGUUUAUGCUCGAAUGAGUGAGUCACCUGUGCUAAGAAGACGGGCAGAUCCUGGUGAUGACAGGUUAAGUGCUGGGUCCUUCCUAUCUUAUCUACAGGAUCAGGGGGCUCCUGGUUGGCACUCUGCCCCAGAACAAACCCAGAACAGAGUUGGAUCUCUGCAAUGCUCUCUUCCCAGACAGGCAAUGGAGUCUAUGAUGUCAUCAGUGCGAGCCACAGUGGACUGUGAUUCUAAGCAGUCCUGUCUAGCCCAAGAGGCCCUAAUUGAACCAGUGAGGGACAUAGGGCAUUCUGAGAUCAUCCACGGGCAUUAUCAGGGAACUCAACCUUUUGAGAAAGGACUAGGCUUCCCGCACAGAACAGCUAACAUUCGUGGUUGGGAGGACAUGCGUCUAAGAGGACAGGGUGAUGAGGCAGAGGAUCUUCCAGGAGAGCAAGUGAGCGAGGAGCAAUUUACAGAUGAGCAUGGCAACAUCGUCACUAAAAAGAUUGUGAGGAAGGUGGUCCGGAGAGGAAAAGGGGAGGAAGGGGGUCAGGAGCUCAUCAUAGAAGGGCUGCCACAGGAUAUCAAUGAGGCAGACAUUGAUGGAGAACAGUUCAUGAGCUAUGCCGUCCUGGGCCGUGACAGCAAGCCGGAUGUUGUUGAUGUGAAGAGGGGAGGUGCUCAAAUAGUCAAAUGUGCGAGUCUGCGGAGAGUAAAGCAGUGAGUCUGACUCACUCCUCCCUGCAGGACCUGACACCUACAUCCAAACCAUCCUUCACUGACACAUGAUGGGCGCCAAAUAAAGAAGAAAACUGAACUAGAGCGCUGGCGAUAGGCGAUGGAUAUCAACUACGAAAAGAGAUUUUUGGACUUUUUGUAACAAGCAAAACAAACACUAGUGGCUAGAGGCAUGAUUUCUUAUAAAAUGAAACCAAACAAUGAAAAAAAGCAAGCAUUUGAGAAGUGCUUCCUGUAAUCUCAAUAUCAGCAUGUGAAAGUGCUGUCGCAUGGCCUGCCUUUACAUACAGCACUGACUGCAAGCAAUUAUGAGGUGAGAAAAUACUGUCGUACCGCAAGGGCUGUAAAAUGGUGUGGGGAAGGACUUUGGCCAACUGGAUGCAUACGCUUAACAUCGCGGUUUUUGGGGGCACGUGGGACGCGAAAGCUAGUUUUAGUCGAAUCCAGCCAGAGUUUCCUGAAAUUUAGUCUUCCAAGUGAGUCCAGAACACACUAUUACCGAAAAGGUUUCCCGCCAGGAGGAGUCUGACCCUCUUGUACUGGUAUUAUACGUAAUAUGCACUCAGUUAUGAUGUGAAUGUACUCUCCGUGUGCGUGUGUUCUUUUCCACAGCCAAAAAAAAAAAAAAAUGACAACAACCUAUGCGAUGAUUAUGCUGCUGUCUCAAUACUUGCUCCUGAAUUCUUGUUCAGUCCAAUAGUACGUGUCUUGUGUAUUGUAAAGAUAUAAUUGUGUAGCAAAUGAGCUGUGAAGUCCUGUGUUGCCUGAGAUAUACUAGGCUCAAGGGUUACAAUUUGUGCAGUUUAAAUGUUUUCAGUGGGAUGCAGUACUUUGGACAUAUUUUAAAAUCACUGUGGGGCUCUAUAUGUACGCGUUUGCAGCGCUGCGGCAAGAUUUUUGUUUUUUAGUUCUAUAUACAUUGCAUACCUCUGUGUAUAUGAACCGUGAGCUUCCUCUUAAUAACUCGAUAUGCACAGAGGAGCUCACAAACGUUAUAUUAACAUUUGCAUUAUCCACCUUCAGCUUUUGCUUUAUUCCAAAUAACCUCUAGCGGGAAGACUUUCUUUAGAACCAAAAAAAAGCAAUAAUUUUAAAUAAAUAAUAGUUAAAAAGUCUAACCUUUCAUUGAAGUCAAAUUAGUCACAAAAUGUAGAGGCAGUCAAUAGAUUAAAAAUAUUAUUCACAAUUAAAUUUGUGAUUUGUUUCGUAUGUAAUAAUUAAGCAUAUUCAUUAUUAAUAAAAACUAAAACUUAUUUAAAAGAUUUAUUGUUAAAUUGAUUUUAGGUAACACUUUACAGUAAGGUUCCAUUUAUUAAUAAUAAUUAACCAUUGACAUGAACUAACAAUUAAAAAAACACUUCCAAAGCCUUUAUUCGUCUGUUUAUUUCAAUUUACUAAUACUUUAUUAAAAUCAAAAUUGUAUCUGUUCAUAACAUUUAAAAGAUUUGAGUUCACAUAAACUGUAUUUUUAUUAACUGAACUAAAGAUUAAUAAACAUCGUAACAAAUUGAGUUAGUGAAUGCUUUAUUAACCUUAACUAAUAGGACCUUGUUGCAAAGUGUUACCAGAUGUUUUAUUGAUAACUUAACAUUACUAAAAACAGGUCUUACACUUGUCAAGAAGAUAUUAAAGAAGAAUAAAACCAGUUCUAUUUAUUCAAAGUGGCAUUCAAUUUGCAGCUCAACUCAAAGAUCAGCAUCCUUUUACCUAGACAUGUCACGAUUAUUACCAUCACCCUUCCAGUGAUUUUCAUUCAGUUUUCUCUUUUCUGAGGCAAGCAUGUCUUACUCAGAAUCCGUAGUCCUUUUUAUAUUCUUGCACAACAUUAAAUCCCUCAUAUCCCGUAUCCCAUUUGUAACUUAAUCCCAAAGUAUACUUUUAUGCAUAAUUGCUGUCAUCGGCAUAUAGCACAAGCAUAUUGUACACAAAUAGACAACUGAAGCAUACUUUAGGCUUUAUUCUACAGAUUUGCAGUGGAAUCUGAAUUAGUGGCCAAGUGCAUCCAUUUGUUGUGUUCCCAAAGACCCACGUAUUGCCUUUGUGUCACCUCUAAAGACCUUUUAGGUUUUUGUUUUCGCUCCCCGUGCUAAAUAAGGCUUAUACUUUGAUGCCUUUUUUUUUUUUUUUUUUUUUUUUUUUGCCUGAAUGUCAAUUCGAUUUAAUUGGUUACCACUACUUCUGCUGAUAAUAGUAGUAAUAUUUUAACUUUACUGAAAGGUUAGAUUUUUUUAAUCGUCUUUUCAGCAUAACAGACAACGUUUUUUUUUCACUGUUACAGAUGAUGCUCAUGGCACGCACUGUAUAUUGUUUUGUUUUUUAUUCUCAUUUUUGAUGCCAAACAUUUUCACUCAUAUGAUUAGAUGUGUAAUACUUUUCAGGCAUUCUUGACAAACAGGUGUGAACUCAUCCAAACGCAUUCUUUGCCUCUUUUAAGCUCGAUAAAGACACAUAGCCACUGAGCACUGUGAUCAGACUGUUCACUGUCCCACAACAGAACAGAGCUGACUUCAUGCGCGCACACACACACACACACACACUCAUGGAUUAUAUGGAUCUGCACUUAGGUUAUUCUUUUCCAGAAAUUCAACCAUAUCUUUCUUCCGGAGGUUUUUAGCAACAACAGUGGUAGAGCCGUAGCCGUAUGCGCCUCUCUUCAUUAUAUUAUAUUAUGCAAAAAGUGAUCACCGCGGCAAUGGCUGGCAUCUCUACUGAUGCCCUGAUCUGAGCGCAAAACACAGACUUCAACCUGAAUUUAAGUAUGCCAUAAAAUAAUCAAACCUCAAAUCAAGCGCCUCGUGUAUGGGAAUAAAAUUCAGAUAACACAAGAGCAUAAUACCAAAUAUAGGCCAUUUAUUGUAGCAUUUUACGUUAUACCGUAGCAUUGUUAUUGAAAUCUGCAUUGCCUGUGGUUGUUUGUUCAAGUCACACGUUUUUAAUGUUGCUCAUUAUAUCGUUUAAUAUACGGAUGCACACCAACAAUAAAGACACAAACAAUAAAUGCACGUCUUCCUUUUAAACUUUAUCAUUUUAUAUAUUUUUAAUCGUCGAUUUUACAGAUGGAUCAUUGAACGUUUUCAUUGAGCUUGGAUGCGAAAUUCAACAAGCCCUGCUUGUUUUUCUUCCGAGUUUCUCAUUUCCGUGGUUUGAGAUUUCCAGCACUUGAAUUUCUAGGAAAAAAAUAAAUGCAGCCACUCUGCUGGCAUGAGAUGGGUCCUCCCUCGAGUCCCUCCCUGAACAAAAGUUGAACCGCACAGACGGCAGCGGCUGCGUUAAGCAUUUGGGCCGGUCCACUCCAGUAUGGCAGCAAGGAUAGGUCAAAUUAGCAAUGCAAUUGUUUGAUGUCUAAGCAAUGGUUUAAACCAACCUCUUGCAAAAAUGUGAACUGUUGCAAAAUGACAGAAUAUUUAUACUCCUAUUUACUACAGAAUGAUUUGAAAUCAAUAUAAACGCAAUAGCAUAUUACUUAUGAAAAAGGAAUGCAAAAUGCACACUUGCACAGAAAAGAUGUUUUUAACACAUCUUUUAAUACGUAUAUAUAUUUAAUUAGAAUGCUUUGCACUUGCAAAUGGGAAUUUAUGAUCUGCUAUUUGGGAACUUGGGAAUACUUUAAUGUCAUGGAUGUACUUAUAGCAUCUUAGUAAACAAGACUUCAGGGGGGUGCCUGUGGGAAUAUAGAAGCAUUGUGCUUCUUUAAAGUUUCUUUCAUUUUAUUUAUGUAUUUAUUUUUAUUGCUACUAUAGGUCUUUGAAUCAGACAAGAUUUUAAAUGUCUAUAUAAAUAUAUAGAAAUAUUCAACCCUGUACACCAGCUGAAGAUACAUUUACAGAAUUAAUAAAGAAAUAAAAACUCACAAAUGGA